Lagopus leucura (white-tailed ptarmigan) is the source of this 1985-nucleotide messenger RNA. It is a transcript of the gene GEM, whose product is annotated as GTP binding protein overexpressed in skeletal muscle. Gene Ontology annotation, biological process: negative regulation of high voltage-gated calcium channel activity. Gene Ontology annotation, molecular function: GTP binding; calcium channel regulator activity; GTPase activity. The record is from RefSeq and is a predicted model, not a curated record. Gene Ontology annotation, cellular component: plasma membrane. The transcript has 5 exons. NCBI's taxonomy places the organism in Eukaryota, Metazoa, Chordata, Aves, Galliformes, Phasianidae. Bases 142 to 1035 code for a protein of 297 amino acids.
GGAGGAAUUAAAGAGGCAGCCCGUAAGCGGGAGGGGAUUUACUCCAGCAGAGCAGCUCAGUGUAGCACAGCCCACGGAGCAGAGAGCAGCACGAACCCGGAGCUGACGGCGCAGACGGACGCACACAACAGGGGUAAAAAAAUGACCCUCAACAACGUUACCAUGCGUCGCACCCACCACAGCAGCCUGCAGCAGCAACAGCAGCGAUGGAGCAUCCCUGCUGAUGGGAAGAACCUGCUGGUCCAGAAGGACUCCAAUGAGUACAACGCGCAGAAGCGAUACACCAUCAGCCCUGAUGAAUACUACAGAAGAAGCUGGUCCUCGGAGUCAUCUGACUCUGUCAUCUCCUCUGAGUCCUGCAGCAACUGCUACAGAGUGGUGCUGAUAGGGGAGCAAGGUGUGGGCAAGUCGUCGUUGGCCAACAUCUUUGCAGGGGUACACGACAGCAUUGACAGUGACUGCGAGGUGCUGGGAGAAGACACAUAUGAAAGAACCCUGAUGGUGGAUGGGGAGAGUGCAACGAUUGUACUGCUCGACAUGUGGGAUAACAAGCGUGAAGGAGAAUGGAUUCGAGACCACUGCAUGAAAGUGGGAGAUGCCUACUUGAUUGUCUACUCCAUCACAGACCGAGCAAGCUUUGAAAAAGCUUCUGAACUCAGAAUACAGCUCCGCAGGGCUCGGCAGAGAGAAGAUAUUCCCAUUAUUUUGGUUGGCAACAAAAGUGACCUUGUCAGGUGCCGCGAAGUUUCAGUAGCAGAGGGCCGAGCGUGCGCUGUUGUGUUUGACUGCAAGUUUAUCGAGACCUCGGCAGCCGUGCAGCACAACGUGAAAGAGCUCUUUGAAGGCAUCGUGAGGCAAGUGCGGCUCAGGAGGGACAGCAAGGAAAAGAACGAGAAGCGGCUGGCUUACCAGAAACGGAGGGAGAGCAUCCCGAAAAAAGCCAGGCGGUUUUGGGGCAAAAUAGUUGCCAAGAACAACAAGAACAUGGCCUUCAAACUCAAGUCCAAGUCUUGUCAUGACCUAUCGGUACUUUAAGAAUGUUGGACUCUGCCAGAGCUUGUGGCAUUUUGUGGACAUUAUCGAACUCUGUUGUGGGAAAUAAUCUAUAUUAGAUUGGGCUAUGAAAAUGACUUAGAUUCACAGUUGUGAUUGUGAUGAUACGUGCUGACAUAAGAACAGCACAGUGCAUGGAAAUAUCUCUCUUUCAUUUUCUUUGGUAGUUUUGUAAGAAAAGUAUAAACCCGAAUGACCCAAAAUUGUGCUGGGAGAGCAUUCCGGAAUAUACCUAUUUCUUCUCCACUCACCUUUGGAUAAUAGCUUACGAACCUCAAACUGUCAUGACUUGGGAAGUCAAUACUACGCUCUUUACUCUUUCUCACUGUAAUUACUUGUUUAAUUUUUAUUCUUUUUCUUUUUUGAAAAUUGUGUAAAGAAUUGAGGAACUGACUAGGCAUUGAUCCCUCGCCAAUUGGCUGGUCAGGCUUGAGCACCCACAGCUGAAAAUAUGCAUUGUUGUAGAAUAGCCAUCCAAACACUUCUUUUUACUAUUUCAAGGAUUGGUUUCAAUGAGUUCACACAUCUCUUACUUUGAAAAUAUUUAAAGGAAAAAUCUUAUAGUCAAAUAAAUUUUCCUCUCAUAUUUCUAUGUUAGGGGCCUGUUUAAAACUCAUAGUCAAAAUAAAAUUAAAGCACAAGCUUAAUCAAAGUACAUCAAGUGCAGGAUGCCAAACCUUUAUAAAUCACCUGAGCUUUUUUAAGAAACCACACGGACUUCUUGUAUCCAGUCUUGGCCUUUCUCUAUGCCAGAGCUAUGCUGUAUUUAUUGUUGUGCAAAAUAACAAGCAUUUUAAUGUUGAGGGGAAAUGUAUUUAUUACCAAGUUUCUUAAAGAAUAAUGUUAAUUUUAUUACUGUUUUCUAUCUAAUACCUUUUUUCAGAUAUGCAAGUUUUUACUUACAUGCCUUGUAAUAAAACAAAUAAAAUAUA